Molecule: messenger RNA, 2474 nt
Organism: Ahaetulla prasina
Lineage: Eukaryota; Metazoa; Chordata; Lepidosauria; Squamata; Colubridae
Product: alpha-tectorin-like
Exons: 10
Coding region: 206-2251 (681 amino acids)
Source: RefSeq, a predicted model, not a curated record
UUCUUCUCUGUUGCAGAUCCUCAAAUAUUGGAACGCUGUUAUCAUGUCUCCCCUGGUCCUUCUCUUCACUAGACUAGCCAUGUCCAGUUCCUGCAACUGUUCUUCCUAUGUUUUGUCUCUAGUCCUCUAAUACUCUUGGUUGCCCUUCUCUGCACCCUUUCUAGAGUUUCAACAUCUUUUUUUAUAGUGUGGUGACCAAAACUGGAUGCGGUACUCUAGGUGUGGUCUUACUAAGGCUUUAUGGAGUGGUAUUAGUACCUCAUUUGAUCUUGAUCCUACGAACUUCAUUGUUAACAUUUCUUUGCAGAUUGGGGACCGGGUCUGGCUGCCUGGUUGCCAUGAGCAGUGCAGUUGUUAUGGACCCUCGGACUUCCGCUGCGUUGCUGCCAGUUGUAAUCCUGGACGGACAUGUACUGUGAAGGAUGGGAAACUAGGCUGUCACUCCCCAUGGGGGACCUGCACAGUGACAGGGGACCCUCAUUACUUCACUUUCGAUGGGUCGGUGGCCCAUUUCCAAGGCACCUGUGCCUACGAGAUCUCGAAGGUUUGCAACACCUCCUCCUCCUCUCCGUUCUUCUACCGGGUUGUGGCACGGAAUCAACCACGAGGAAAUGCUCGGGUGUCUUUUGUCACUCGAGUGGAAAUCUGGUUGAAGAGCAGCACGCUAAGCUUUCAUGUUGUCCUAAGGAGCAGUCAGAUUGUAGAGGUCAACCAGGAAAUGGUGGAACUGCCCCAUACCCUGGAACUCACGGGCUUCAUUUCCAAGAUAAAAAAUAUGGUGAUUGUAAAAUUAGCAGCAAAUGUUGAAAUCCUUUAUAAUGGCCAACACACACUGUUCAUCAAAGUGGGACCAGAGUACCAGGGGAAGCUCUGUGGAAUGUGUGGGAAUUUUAACGGUAUUUCAGAGGAUGAUAAAGUGCUGCCCGAUGGAAGCAGAGCCCAGAACGAUUUGCAAUUUGGCAAUGCCUGGAAAACAGAGACCAGCCCAGCAGGGUGUUUGGAUGACAAUUCCACCCUGGAGCCCUGUGAAAAUCGGCGGGAAUACGAAGAGCUGUGUGGGAUUUUGGUCAGCCAAACGGGACCUUUUGCCAAGUGCUACUGGCAUGUGGAUCCUUCCCUGUUUUAUUUGGCCUGCCUCUACGAUUUAUGCCACUACGGGAGGCAGAACAACAUGCUGUGCAUCAGCCUUGCAGCUUAUGAGGAAAUGUGCUUUCUUGAGGGAAUUCAGACCCCAGGCUGGAAGGCUUCCGUUCAAUGCCCUGCCACUGACCCCUGCCUCGACUUGGCUUGUGGAGACGAUGAAUGGUGUGGGGAAAGGGGAGGAAAAUGGGGCUGCUUCUGCCACCAAUCUUACAGCCCCACCAAAAGGGCCGACUAUGAUUACCAGCUGACCUGCAAGAGCAGCGGAAGCACGGUCUCUCUCUCCCGCUGCCUUCUUUUCACCGACGGAUUCCCUGCCGAAAGACUCCACUUGGCUGACCUCAGUUGCACGGGCUCCUUAGUUGGAGACAGACUCGUCUUCUACUUCGACACGGUGCAGAAAACCUGUGGAACCCAAAUGGAGGUAAAUUCAACCCAUGCUAUCUACACCAACAUAGUGCAGGGUCAUCUGAAGAACACCUACGGUGGGAUGAUCAGCCGAGACCGGUUUCUUUUCCUGCGCUUCUCCUGUGCUUUCCCAUUGAACAUCAAUCUCUCCAUGGCAUCCGUCAUUUACCCCAUCCACGACAUCAUUAAUAUGACCGUCUCCUCUGGCCAAGGAAACUACCAGGCCAUCAUGACCUUGUACCAAGAUCCCCAGUACAGCAAACCGUUUGCUCAGAGCCCUAUUGUGCUCACAGUCAACCACAGGGCCUAUGUGGGCAUCAAGAUUUUGGGAGCUGACCCCACCCGCUUUGUGGUCACCUUGUCCUCGUGCUGGGCCACGCCAGAAAGAGAUCCUUCCUCCAGCAUUCGGUGGGAUCUCAUCACCAACCAGUGUCCCAAUCCUCAAGAUGGCACAGUACGAGUUGAGGAGGAUGGAGUCUCUCUGUUGGGACGCUUCUCCUUCAACGUUUUCACCUUCAUCGUGGAUUCUGAAGAAGUGUACCUACACUGUCGCAUCCGCCUUUGCAACUUUUGGUUGGCCAAAUGCACCAUGAAUUGCCUUUCUCCGGGCUCUGUGACUUUGGGAAGGAAACCUCCAUCAGCCGUCAUCUCAGCUGGUCCUUUCUUGAAAUACAGCAGCAGUUUGCUAGAUCACGCACUUUAGCGUCCUGCUGGAUUCCCUGCUAACUUCUUUUCCUGGGAACGUGGAUGGAUGGAUGGAGAUGGCAGACACGAGGCCCACCAUUCAGAGAGAGAUUUCACCCUGGAUUAGUCUUGGUUGGCUCAACGAUGGGUAGAGAUUAUAACUCAGGAUGUGAAAAAGUUUUGGGUGAUGCCAGGACAAAGGCGUCCUAUUUAGACCGAUUCUUGAUUAUUCAAUGGCUGAA